Messenger RNA from Rhizopus microsporus ATCC 52813, 1225 nucleotides. RefSeq lists its product as uncharacterized. Bases 315 to 1169 code for a protein of 284 amino acids. The record is from RefSeq and is a predicted model, not a curated record. Gene Ontology annotation, molecular function: metal ion binding. NCBI's taxonomy places the organism in Eukaryota, Fungi, Mucoromycota, Mucoromycetes, Mucorales, Rhizopodaceae. The transcript has 2 exons.
AGGCGACCACAGCUUCUUGUCUAUUAGCUAGCCAACAACACAUUGAGUCCCUGCCCAAGCCUGUGACUCCAUUUUUAGCCAAUUUUGAGGCUACCACGGCAUUUACCCUCUUGGCUGCCGAAAAAUACAUUGCUUCCCUACCAAAGAAGGUAGAUCCUUUCUUGGCAAAUUAUGAAGCAACCACAGCUCGUGUAUUGUUACAAUCCAGCAAAUAUAUUGAGCAAACCAAGCCAUCAAUUAAAGAAUCGACACUGGCAAAGUAUGAUGCUUCGACGGCAUGUCAUUUAUUAAAAGCAUCAGAGUACGUUGCAUCCAUGCCCAAGCCGCCUUCACCUUUCCUUUCCAAGUAUGAAGCAACCACGGCUGCUACUUUACACGCUGCACAAAAAUAUAUCGAGAGUCUACCCAAGCCAGCCAAGCCGUUCCUGGCUCAAUACGAAGCAACCACAGCACUCACCUUGCUCCAUGCUCGAAGCUAUGUUGAGCAGCUGCCUAAACCAGUCAAGCCAUUCCUUGCAAAUUAUGAAGUUACUACAGCUGCUACCUUAUUGGCUUCUCGUAACUAUAUCAGCUCCCUAGAACCUUCCAACCAAAGUUCGAAACCAGCGUCCCGCGCCAUCUCUAGACAGAACUCUUCAUUUUCAGUGACCGCCAGUCCAUUCCACCCAACCAAUAACAACAACAGCAACAACAACAACACCAUACCCUUCCAACAGUCACCUGCGUCCAGUCCUCAAGGCUUGCUUGUGUCAGAUCAUGAUUCAGCCGCUGAUUCGGAACCCGAGACUGAAAAGGACUAUAACCAGGGCAGAGAAUCCGUCUUUGUUAUGGCAAAUACAUUUGCAGCUUAUGAUGAAAGAACUUGGGCUCGUUUAGAAAAAAUUCAAAAGCAAUCACAAAACCAUCUCCCCAAGAUGAAGUCGCGCUGCAAUUAUUGGCCCAACUGCACAAAUAAGCAUUGUAAAUAUUGGCAUCCUGUGAAAGAUUGUCGAAUGGGCGAUCAAUGUGCUUUCAGAGAGCGUUGUAUGUUCCUUCAUCCCGAGGAUUAUGGUAUUGUCGCUCGUGGCAAGAGAAAGAAUCAAAACAAGAAAAAUAACACGAAUAGCCACCACAACAACAAUAAUAGAAAGGAGACGACAGCAGGCAAUGCGAACGAGGCGUAUUAUUAACUUUUGGCACGAAACAAAAACAUAUAGUUUGUUUAAUACUAAAGAAGACGAUGUCA